Stylonychia lemnae is the source of this 1515-nucleotide messenger RNA. Lineage: Eukaryota; Ciliophora; Spirotrichea; Sporadotrichida; Oxytrichidae. The record is from the annotation of a GenBank genome assembly.
AUGUAGAAAGCACAUGAGUUGCAGUAGUAAAGAUAAGGAGGAGGUAAUAGUGUUGCUAGUAUUUUCAACAGCGGAAUUGGAGGUGCUUCAAUGUCAUAGUAGAUUUAGCAACAAGAUAUCAAAAAUCCUAUGAAUCUUUUCAAUCCAUUUGGAAUGCUUCAAAAUAAGGCAGAUGGCUAGCAGCAAAAGGAUUUUAGAAGGCUUGAAUCAUAUAUCGUUAAAUCCUGCGUGCCUUAUUGCCUUAAAAAGGAGAGAAACUAUCAUUGUGACAUCCCUCAUAUCAAGGAAAUCAGCAACAUCAGCUUUGCAAAGACAAGACUUGACAAGAGGAUCUAGCAAUUUAUUGAUAAAUCUAUCUCCAACAAUCCAUUUGGCUAGGCUUAAAUACCUGUACCUAUGUAUAAAGGAAGGAUAAUAGACAUGGAUUCGUUUGAAUACGCUUGGAGUAAAGUAAUUGAUGAAUUUUUGAAGCCGAUAGAGACUCUAUAAAAAAUAGGCUAGUCAGAUAAUGUAGGCUUUGAUAAUGACAAUAACUUUGGACUACUUAUGUCAGAACCAUCUAUAAACAUUACAGAGAGAUUUGAAUAAAGAGAAGAUAUAUGCCAGAUUGCUUUUGAGUCACUUAACGCUUCUAAGUUUGCAUUUGUCCCUCAGGCUAGUUUGAAGCUGUUUGCUGAACUUAAAUACUCAGGAAUGGUAGUAGACUUUGGAGCUGACAUGACUUAGAUUUCUCCAGUAGAAAAUGGGUAUACGUCCUUUUAUUCUGCAGAUAAUUUCAAAGUUAAUGGAUAAUCUAUUGAUAAAUAUCUGUUGUAUAGUCUAUAACUUGGAAAUGGACUACAACCAAAUAUUAGUAAUAUUCUAAAUUUGGAAAAGGUAAAAAGUGAUUUAAAAGAGAAUUUAUGGGAUGACAAAGGCAGGUUAUUGCAGCAAAAAUCAUAUAUGUUACCAGAUAAGACUUAGCUGAUCGUUAAUCAAGAGAAAGGAUAUGAUAGAGAUGCUUUGGCAUUUCUCUACUUUAACUCUGAAAUUAUAAAGGAGAUGGAAAAUUCUUAUCAAAAAUAUCAAUACACUAGUAAGGGUGGACCAACAGAUAAAGGUUUCAUUUAUUUUGAUAGUAUGAAGUCAGCUUAUAGUAAAAUUACAGAACUUGGAGGUCUUUAUAACCAGGAGCAAGCGACUUUGGAAAGGAAAUCUGUGAUCUAUAAGAUACUCAAAUGCCUUUAGAAUUAUUCACUUGAGGAAAAUAUCAAUAAAAAUUUGAUUGAGACAGUACUUUUAACAGGAGGAGGUAUUCAGCUAAGCAAUUUGGGAAAUCUAGUUUAGAUGUAAUUAGAGACUAAAUGUAUAGAUGAGUAUUCUAAGAUUAAUGUGGUAUAACAGAAAGAGCCAGCAAAUCAAAUCUUAUAAGGGGCUAAGCUUUACGCUUCAAUGAAGCAUUUAGAUAGUAUACUAAUAUCAAAGGCUGAAUACCAAGAAGAGGGAGCAAUAAUUGUUAAUAAAAAGUGUUAUUGA